Messenger RNA from Hypoxylon fragiforme, 2565 nucleotides. RefSeq names its product thiolase-like protein. NCBI's taxonomy places the organism in Eukaryota, Fungi, Ascomycota, Sordariomycetes, Xylariales, Hypoxylaceae. The transcript has 2 exons. Gene Ontology annotation, biological process: polyketide biosynthetic process. Gene Ontology annotation, molecular function: acyltransferase activity, transferring groups other than amino-acyl groups. The coding region runs from base 662 to 2029 and encodes 455 amino acids. The record is from RefSeq and is a predicted model, not a curated record.
CUUAAAUAACGAUUGAAUUAAUUGGAUGACUUUGAACACUACCUAGUACCUAGUACUAACCUUAGGUAGGUACUACAUAAGGUACAUGAUAUGGGUACCUAUUAUAUGACCUUCCGAGGUUCAAAAUCUGGAACCUGCACCACAAACCUGCAUGUGGCCAAGUAGCUAACCAUACAUACAUCUAUCCAUUGGAUGAAUUGCAAGUAUUGUAUACAUGUAGUUAUAAGUACUCAUUACUAUCAACUGUUAGGUAUUUUAGUUGUGUCAUGAUCGUUUCAAACUCUCGGGCGUCAUACCUUGAUCUCUUAACCAGGAACCCUGAUCAACGAGCUGAUUACCUCCAUUAUCAUAGGCUUCUUAUGUAACACUGGACCCACGAAACACCAACCGCCUUCCUUAACUUGGAGAUUGUCGGUGCAAGGUGCCGGGAACGUUUGGCGUCCUCUCUCUUUCUCAACAUUUUACCUUUUACUUUUUUUUAUGUACAGCGCGGUACGGUGACGUUGUUGAUUAAUUCUUCUCUUUGCAUUUUGCAUUUUGCACUUACACAAUAAUACCAAGUCUUACCAAACAAGGUUAUACAUCGAAACCUUUAAGCUUCUAAUCAAAUCCCUUAACCUCCAGUCGACCUACACACCUACUUGAGUAGGUAUCAAAUACGAUGGCAUCUCAAGACUCAUUUGGGGAGCUAGGCCUCUCUAUUGUCGGCUUAGGAGCACAGUAUCCUCCAAAUUCUCUAAAGCCAGAUGAAGUAAAUAAGCUGGCCACCAAAUAUUAUCCCGACUCCCCUGCUAUGCAAAAGGUGCUUUCAAUAAACAAGUUCACUGGUAUCGACACUCGUUCAUCUAUUGGCACUUCAGAUCAUCCCGUGGUGAAUCUGCCAGAUGCGCCUUCAAUAGCGGAUCUUCACAAAGUCUUUAUAUCUGAUGGCGUUCCGCUUGCUGUCGAGGCUUCUAGGAAAGCAAUUGCAGAAGCCGGCAUUGAUCUAUCUCAGAUCACUCACAUAGUUUCCACGACAUGCACCGAUAGCGCUAACCCCGGAUUUGAUCAUUAUGUUGCAAAGGGGUUAGGUAUCACGCAGCAAGUAGAAAAGGUUUUGUUGCAUGGGGUCGGCUGUGCAGGUGGAUUAGCGACGCUACGCACAGCGGCCAAUUUAGCACUCGGUCACUCCAUGAGGCGGAAACCCGCAAGGGUCUUAUGUGUUACCCUCGAAGUGAGCACAACGAUGGUCCGCAGCGAGCUAAACAGCAUCAAUGAGCUACAAGAAACCCGUAUCGGGGCUUGCUUGUUUUCAGAUUGUGCUUCCGCCUUGGUCCUCAGCAACGGGAUUGGAGAGCCAACAGCUGAGCCAGUUUAUGAAUUGCUUGGGUGGGAGCACAAGAUCAUUCCCGACACCGAAGGCGAUCUUGGCUUCGACGUGGAUCCGGUCGGUUGGAAGGUGGUGCUCUCGCCAAGAGUACCGAAGCUAGCAACUGAAAUAUUGAGGCCAAGUUUUGUUGAGCUGCUCGAAGGUGUUUCGAGAGUGCCGGUUGAAUGUCGAGAGGCGCAUCACUUUGAUUGGGCAAUGCACCCCGGUGGCUUGACCAUUUUGACGGGCGCCGAAAAAGCGUUGAGCAUUUCUUCAGAGCAUAUGCGUGCUAGUUACGACCGAUAUAUGAAUCACGGAAACUCGAGUUCGGCGACGAUUUUCAGUGUCAUGGAUCGCUUACGAAGGAAAGAAAUGGACGCAAUAGCUCCUGGUGGCCGACCCCGGGAAUACGUUGUCGGAUGCGCGUUUGGGCCUGGAAUCGCUAUUGAGAUGUGCAUUUUGAAACGCAACAUGGGACAUCGUGGAAUUCAAACACCCCCUGAGACCGAUAGCGAAGCUAGCAGAAGCGAUAUUGAUGAGGAGGUGGAUUGGGCCAGCGUCGAGUCUCGAGAAUCGAUCCCCGGCACGCCUGGGUCAGCAAAUCCCCAAAAUGAAGGCAAACUAGCCAUCGUCAAUGACUUGUUCAUUAGCGAAGCGCUUGCUAAUGUUGAAUUGGACUAAGCGGGAAUAAGAAAUUUACACCAUAUCUAUAUCUUUGAAAAAAUAUACCCAAGUCGCAUUCUGAUUGUUGGAUAGAGAUGAGGUUCUCAUUGCUUACCUAUUGCUUACCUAUUAUAAAAUAGUGCUUACACUGGUUACACUGGCGACGUAAUAAUUAUUUUCCCGAGACCAUUCCAGGUUUUCAAUUAAUGAAGCUCAAUAGGCUCGAUCGAUAGCGGUCUCGGACACUAAACCCAAACCAACCUCGGAAGAGAAAGCAAUUCAAUGGGAUGACCGUCAACAAUCAUUGAACAAUGAGGUAAAUUAUGUUUAUUGGUACCUCGGUUAAUUAAAGCAGAUGAAAUCCGAAUCUACUCAUAAGAUAUUCAAAUUUUAUUCUGAUUCUUGUAGGGCUGUGUCAUACAUAACACAAUUGUAUAACAGUAGGUUAGGUACUACUAGUAGUACUGCGUAUAACAGAGUCAAGAUAAAGAGGUCUCAUCAAGGCUUUUAAAUUGGUUGCGGGGCAAGAAACUCGGGGGCUUUUUAUUUACAGC